This is a messenger RNA of Ricinus communis (castor bean), 2007 nucleotides long. RefSeq names its product LOB domain-containing protein 25. The record is from RefSeq and is a predicted model, not a curated record. Lineage: Eukaryota; Viridiplantae; Streptophyta; Magnoliopsida; Malpighiales; Euphorbiaceae. The transcript is spliced from 2 exons. Bases 1270 to 1797 code for a protein of 175 amino acids.
UUUGCCAAGCUAUACAAGAUAUAUAUAUAACAUGUUUCUAUAUUAUUAAUUUGAUUAUAGAAAAGAAAAAUAAAUUAACUCCAAUUAAUUGGCCAAGUUCUUGAACAGUGUUUGAUAUUAUUAUAACUGCAGUGUCAUAGUCAUCCUUUUGCUAGUUGGCCCAUUUAUUGCACUUGUCUUUUGCUUUCCAUCCCCCUUCACUAAAUGCUAUUUGCCUCCCUUUUUUCUCUAUUCUUCCUUACCUUUUGUCACUGUGUUUGCAGGUUCUUUUUUUUUUUUGCUUUUCUUUUUCUCUCUCUGCCCUAUAACUAGGGUUUCCUCUUACUGAACUCUCACAUCUGAUAGUAAAACCUCAUCAAAGGAAUUUUUCCAUCUUUCAUCAAUGGCUGCAUAGUCUUUUCUUUCUUGGGACAAUCAAAGUAUAGAUCUUGAAAGAGCCUAUACAAAGAAAGAAAAGGUAUAGCAUUCCUGUUCUCUCCUGAAUCAUCAAAGAAACCUAGUCAUAGAGAUAAGAAUUUAAUCACAGGUUUCCCACAUGGAUUGAUUGCUAUUCUUGGAAUUUCCAGUUUUUUCAGGAAUUUUUUCCUAUAAGGGAAAAAGAAAAAAGAGAUCCACAGCUCUUUAAUAUCAUGGGUCUGUAACAGUAUUUUAGUUGGAACAAUAAGAAAUGAAAUUUUGGAGAGAGCGACAGAGAGAAGGAUGAGGGAAGUGAGAGGAAGAACGAGGCACAUAGCAGAACUAUUUGACCAAAUUUUCAAGAAUCCUAAAACAGGAUACUACAUUUACACAGACACUUAUGCUCUCACUAUUUAUUAAUUUUUGUACAUAUUAAUUUGUUUUCUUCUAUUUCCUUUUCUACUAUUUGUCGGAUUUUAGGUAAAUUUCAAUUUUAAAUGAUCACAUAAUUAGUUUUUAAAUUAUAUUUAAGAAAGUCAUAAAAUGUUUUGCAGGCCAAAAAAGUAAAAGAAGUUUGAAAAAAGAUAUAUAGGAAGGAAGUUGUGUGCGCUUCAUGUAAAGUGCUUAAUAGUACAAAAAGAAAUUUUGCAUACAUUUGUCCUCACAUGAAUCAAUUCUUUGUUCAUGAAAGGAGAACAUUUAAUUUUCUUUUCUAAAAAAAAUAUAUCCUAAAAUACCAUCUUUUAAAAGCAUAUUUAACAUAUUUUAUUUACCUGCCAUUCUUUAUUUUUUCCUUAAAGAACAUGAAAGUAUAAUUAUUUUUUGGGGGAUUAAUUGCAUCAUAUAUAUAUAUGUAUAUAUAUUUAUAGGUAGAUGAUGGCUUCUUCCAGUGCCUAUUCAAAUUCUCCAUGUGCUGCUUGCAAAUUCUUGAGGAGAAAAUGCUUGCCAGAUUGCAUAUUUGCACCCUACUUCCCACCAGAAGAGCCACAAAAAUUUGCAAAUGUUCAUAAGAUAUUUGGUGCAAGCAAUGUGAGUAAGUUACUGAAUGAAGUGCUUCCUCAUCAAAGAGAAGAUGCAGUGAAUUCUCUUGCCUAUGAAGCUGAGGCGCGAAUGAAAGAUCCUGUCUAUGGUUGCGUUGGUGCCAUUUCUGUCCUGCAAAGACAAGUUAUUAGGCUCCAAAAAGAGUUAGAUGCUACUAAUGCCGAUUUAAUUAGGUACGCUUGCAAUGAUCAGAUGCCUCCACCACCACCAACUAUCACAUCAUCAUCAUCAUCUCAAUUUGGAAGAAGGAGCGGUCAUGGAUCAGGAGUUUCUUAUGAUCAAAAUUCUGGGUUUUAUUAUCCUCCUCCUUGGAAUAAUCAUGAUGACAUUCAAGGGAGAGGAGGUCAUGGUAGCAUGUAGCUAUCAAUUUGUUGUAAUAUUAUGUGCAAUGUCCAGUAUCGUUAUAUUAGCUGGAAGAGAGACUCAUUUAGGGUUUCUGCUGUGCAAUUAUAUAUUGAUUACCCUGUAUUAUCCAUCUCAUGGCAGAAGUAAUAUAGAUGUAGUUUUGCUUUAUGUAUAUGUAUUUAUACAUGAUGAAUCUUGCAGAUACCUUUUGAUCUUUCUAUAUCA